Messenger RNA from Aethina tumida (small hive beetle), 1591 nucleotides. RefSeq lists its product as uncharacterized. The record is from RefSeq and is a predicted model, not a curated record. NCBI's taxonomy places the organism in Eukaryota, Metazoa, Arthropoda, Insecta, Coleoptera, Nitidulidae. Bases 100 to 1095 code for a protein of 331 amino acids. The transcript has 4 exons.
UUCUCGCCCUGCAACUCCACCACUUCAUCCCAAAACUUGUGUCAGGGCUCGCACGUAGCUAUUGAUUGCACCCGCCCAUUUAAUGCUCUGUUCGACAUCAUGCCGUCCGGACGGGAAAACGAUGGGAUUAAUAAUACAGAUCAGAAUUCAAAGAAUGAAGGACAAUACGAGAUACCAGAAGUAUGCGAUCUAAUCCUGCGAAUAUGUUUUCACAAAUCGUGCAGAGGUCUUCUCAUUAUGGGACUAUUUUUUGGUGCACUCCAGUUCUAUUUCAAUACAGAUUUUGAGGCACUGGAGGCAGCCACGGUGACCAAGUCCCAGUUGCCGCAAAUUGAAAACGAUACGUGGGAUGAGACCAAACUUGAACCACCAAACCCAACAAAAAAAGUAAUGCAACCUUCUUGUGCCCUCAAUUCUUACGUUAUAAUGGUUAUGCAGGAUGCAUCUAAGAAUAUUUAUAAUAAGAAAUACACUUGCAUGCCAGGCGACGACAAAACGGAAAAGAUAAAAGAAGAAGUUGUAGAAGAUGAAAAUACGUCACCAUUGUACGUAUUUGGAGCGUUCGUAUUGGUAACGGUGUGCGUUAUCUUGGACUUAGUGGAAUAUAAAGGAACUAACAAACAAACUAAAGCACCACUCAGUAGAAAAUGCUCGUUGGCCGACCUGUCCGUAUUGAAGCAUCAGAGAAAAGAGCUUGUUAGAAGAGAGUCGAUCUUGGAAAAUCCAGAAGAGAGUUCCAAUAAACAAAUGGGAUUUCGACGUCCACCGCCGCUACAUCGAAGAUGUUCCUUUCCGGUGGGAAGCAACAGGCUUAAUUACCAGUUUAACAGUAUUGAUGUACCAUCACAAUUAGAAUCUAGAAGAUUUUUGGGUAACAGUAGAAGAUCUUCAAUUAUUCAUGACAGUCAAGGAAUAAUGGACGGCAGAAGACAAUCCACUGUUGAUUCUAGGAGAGUUUCGAUUGUUUCCGAUUCUAGACGACUGUCUUUGUUACCACACGAGGUCGGAUACAAUUCCAUGGAUAAUAGAAGGAUCUCUAUGGACGUAGACUCUUUGGAUAGAAGGCACCAUGUUAGAUUUGUGCACAGGCACUAAAUUAUUUAAGAUUGGUGUCUUACCGAGAGGAGUAUUAAGCACUGUUUAAUACCCAGGGGAUCUGCUUUAAAUCGUGUUUAUCAUGCGUUUCUGAGUGUUAGAGUAGUUUUGUGUACUCGAAUACAACACUGUCCCCUUGUAAUUUAAAUUGUGAUUAUAUUUUUUGUGAUUUUGAGCUUUAACAUUGUCCACAUUUUUUGCAGAUGAUGAGUAGUUCGUUUAACAGUGCCAAACUACUUCCUAUCUUUACAUAUCUAUUUUUUUGUCAUUACUGAUUUAUCAGACAAUCUAUUAAGAAAUUAAACUAAAUAUUUUUCUAUAUACUUAUGUACAUUUUAUUGGACUGUUUUAAGAACUGAACAAACUGUAACAUUAAAAAGACUAGAAGACAAUAUCAAAACAAUCUUGAGAAUUAAGUGACUAUGCACAAAAUUGAACGUUAUAUUUAUACAUGUCAUGUAUUCUAUCUUGAUGUUGGUAAUAAAUGUUUUUUAUU